Molecule: messenger RNA, 3167 nt
Organism: Daphnia carinata
Lineage: Eukaryota; Metazoa; Arthropoda; Branchiopoda; Diplostraca; Daphniidae
Gene: SPoCk
Product: calcium-transporting ATPase type 2C member 1-like
Exons: 4
Coding region: 237-3038 (933 amino acids)
Biological process (GO): intracellular calcium ion homeostasis; manganese ion transport; calcium ion transmembrane transport
Cellular component (GO): plasma membrane; endoplasmic reticulum; Golgi membrane
Molecular function (GO): ATP hydrolysis activity; P-type calcium transporter activity; ATP binding
Source: RefSeq, a predicted model, not a curated record
AGGUGUGGGCAGACUGAACUGGCAACGCAGCUGUGAGCAGGUGAUUUGACAUUUCGUCUGGAAUGUCUACGUAUCGAAACAAGUGUUUAGACUUAAUAUUGGGCAGGAACUUCUAAAAAGACUGCUCAGUGAGCCACGCUUGUUCAUCUGACGUCACCUUUGUCGGCAAAUAGCUUAUUAUCCAUUGUUUGAUAUGCUACGGUGAUCUUAUCGUCAUGGCCAAAGUAAUCUAGAAGAUGCCAUUAGGAAUAAAUGAGAAUGAUAGAGAGGAGAAACUAAACAUCUUGCGUGAGGAUAAAUUACAUUUUGAAGAAAUGUGGCUGCCAUCCAUUGAGGCCAGCAGCCUGGCUGUGGAAGAUGUUGCAAGAAAAUUAGACACUAAUAUGAUUUCUGGCCUGACUUGGGCCGAGGCAGAAAGAAGAAAAGCCAUGUUUGGAGCUAACGAGCUUGUUGUUAAAAAUGAAGAUCCCAUUUGGAGGAAGUACAUGGAGCAGUUUCAAAAUCCGCUUAUCCUCCUCCUGCUUGGCUCUGCUUUUGUCAGUGUCUGCAUGAAACAGUUUGAUGAUGCUGUCAGCAUCACUGUGGCCAUCUUAAUUGUUGUGACGGUGGCUUUUGUCCAGGAAUACAGGUCUGAGAAGUCAUUGGAAGCGCUGACGAAGCUCAUACCACCAUCAUGUCACUGCAUCCGCGAAGGCCAGGUUCACACUUUUUAUGCCAGAGACCUAGUGCCAGGUGACAUUGUGCUGCUAAACUUAGGCGCACAGGUACCGGCUGAUUUGAGGCUAUUUGAGACUAUCGAAUUGUCCAUCGAUGAGAGCAGUUUUACUGGAGAAACGGAACCAGUAAUAAAGCAAACAAAAAGACGCAAAACAGAUGAAAACAAGUCAACUUGGGAAACCAUGGCCUAUAUGGGCACCUUGGUUCGUUGUGGCUCUGGAAAAGGCAUCGUCGUAUCGACCGGUGACCGCUCUGAUUUUGGUCAAAUGUUUCGAUUAAUGCAAGCAGUGGAAUCACCAAAAACUCCACUACAAGAGAGCAUGGAUAAGCUUGGAAAGCACUUGUCCUACAUUUCUUUUGGCAUUAUCGGUUUCAUCAUGUUAGCCGGCUGGCUGCAAGGCAAACCGUUGAUGGAUAUGUUCAACAUUGGCGUUAGCUUAGCUGUUGCUGCCAUCCCUGAGGGUCUACCGAUAGUCGUAACGGUUACAUUGGCACUUGGCGUUACUCGUAUGGCCAAACGGAACGCCAUUGUCAAGAAGAUUCCUACAGUUGAAACUCUAGGGUGCGUGAACGUCAUCUGCUCAGAUAAAACAGGCACACUAACCAAGAAUGAAAUGACGGUUACAAAUAUCGUAACAUCGGAUGGGUGGCGAGCACAGGUUACCGGUUCAGGCUACAACAACAUUGGAGGCGUUCAAAUCCAGGACAGUUCAAGUGACCCAGAAACAGCGCAAAUGGCUCGCAGUUCAAUUUAUAACGUUCUAGAAGUUGGAUGUGUCUGUAAUAAUGCCGCAAUAAGCCCAGAAGGGACCUUACGCGGUCAGCCAACUGAAGGAGCCCUAUUAGCAGCUGCCAUGAAAUUCGGCAUGCAUGCUUGCAGUUCAAACUACCAUCGUCUGCAAGAAUAUCCCUUUAAUUCAGAAAUGAAAAUCAUGACUGUGCGCUGUAUGCCUCGUGCUGCACACAAUGAAACGCGUCAAGAAAUCUUCUUUUCCAAAGGAGCUAUCGAAAAGAUUUUGCAGUACUGUUCGAAGAUUCACUACCAAGGCCACUGCGUGCCUUUGACAGUCGAACAACAACAGCGAGUACUGAGCGAAGCCCGGCAGCUAGCAACGCAUGGACUUCGGGUGAUUGGCAUGGCACGCGGAGAUUCCAUGGAAGCGAUGGAAUUUCUCGGAAUGGUGGGCCUGCACGAUCCGCCGCGACCUCAAGUGCGCCAGGCCGUUGACAUUUUCCAUAGCACGGGGGUUCAAGUGGUGAUGGUGACUGGUGAUGCUAUGGAGACGGCCGUGUCGAUUGCCGAUAUGCUGGGCAUUUACCGGCCAAACACUACUUCAGUUUCCGGAGAGCAAUUGGACGCUAUGGCCGAUGAUGAACUGAGGGACCGCGUCAUGGACGUCUCUGUAUUUUAUCGUGUCACACCUCGCCAAAAGCUCCGGAUUGUGCAAGCUUUUCAAUCUGUUGGUGCUGUGGUGGCUAUGACGGGUGAUGGAGUCAACGACUGUGUGGCGCUCAAAGCGGCUCAUAUCGGUAUUGCAAUGGGAAAGAAUGGUACCGAUGUAUCCAAAGAAGCGGCUGAUAUGAUCCUCGUAGACGAUGAUUUUUACACAAUCAUGGCGGCGGUCGAAGAAGGUAAAGGCAUCUUUUACAACAUCCGCAACUUUAUCCGCUUCCAGCUUAGUACAAGUAUCGCUGCCCUGUCGCUUAUCACCAUCACUACAUUGGCUGGACUUCCCAAUCCGCUCAACGCCAUGCAAAUUCUGUGGAUCAAUAUUUUAAUGGAUGGACCUCCAGCUCAAAGUCUCGGCGUUGAACCCGUCGACAAAGAUGUCAUCCGACAACCUCCACGCAGUAGUAAACAAUCAAUGAUCGAUCGAUCUCUCAUCGCGAAUGUAUUAGUUUCCGCAGCUAUCAUCGUUGUUGGUACCCUUUUCGUGUUCCAGCGCGAAUUGCAAGACAACAAACUGACGCCACGAGACACGACCAUGACGUUCACCUGUUUUGUGUUGUUUGAUUUGUUUAACGCAUUAAGUUGUCGUUCGCAAGACAAAUCUGUUUGGGAGAUAGGGCUUGGAACAAAUCGACUCUUCAUAGCAGCCGUGGCAUUGUCUAUUUGCGGACAGUUGCUGGUCAUCUACUUCGCACCACUGCAGUGGGUUUUCCAGACGGAAGCCCUUCAUUUCCAGGACUUUGCCUUCCUGACGGCCAUCACCUCCAGUGUCUUAAUUGUGUCCGAAGUGAAAAAAUGGAUCCAAAGACACCCGCCUUUUCGACUCAGCCCUCGGAUUACCAAAGGGCGCAGUCGUUCCGAUUUGAUCUAACGAAAUCUAUUUCAACCAUAAAACCACCUUCUUGCUGUCAAUCUCUUGCUUUUUUAUUCGAUUUCAUUUUCCAUUAAUAUUUGUUAUGGUAUUCGUUUGACGAGUCAAUAGAUUGCCAAGAGAACAGAA